AUGUCUUCCACGUCGGUUCCCACCGACGGCGGCGGACUCCUCGCAUGUGCGCUGUACGAGUACGCGGGCGACGAAGGCGACACCCUUGCUGUCUCCCAAGGCGACAUGCUCGACGUGCUCGACAACGAGACCGAUCCGGAGUGGGCUUUUUGCCGCUCUACCGCCUCUGGCGCCACGGGCUAUGUUCCGUCAUCAUACAUCGAGAUGGUCAACAGCAACGUGGACGACGAUGACGACUUUGACCUUGAUGCCCUCACCGCUGCCGCCUCGGCCAUCGCCGAUGCCGACGCGGAGGCUGUUCCUGAUGCCGACCCUGAGCCGGCGCCGACCCCCGCCUCCGUCUCUGGUUCCGCUGACGCUGCUGCCUCCGCCUCUCCGUCCAAGCCGCUGCCCAAGCCCGCGGUCAAGCCCAAACCGCUGCCCAAGCCCGUGGUCAAGCCGAAGCCGCUCCCAAGCCCCGCCUCUGCCACCGGCGCGUCCCGCUCGCUCCCGACCAUGCCGGGAGCAGCGGCCAGUGCCGGAACUGUGGCGGCCAUCGGCGGCGGAUCGUCCCCGCUGUGGCGGACCCAGACGCUCAUCGACCUUUUUGCCGACCCGUCGCUUCCGCCGACUUCCACGACGCCGGCGACCACUCUGGCGACGCCGCUCACGGCGCUCUCUGCCACGCUCAACAUCUACGCCGAUGCCAUCAGCUCGAGCUACCCUCCGCUGGCUGCCGCCCUCACAGCCGGCGCACAGAUCGCCACUCGCAUGGCCGAGUCGACGGACCUCCUUUGGCUGCUCGAGUCGGUGACCUCGCGGGUGGCAGCGCUCUCGGUUGACGACCUCCUCCUCAUUCCGGGCGGCUGGCGCGAUCCAGCCUCUUCCGUUGCUCAUCUUAUUGUCUUUGUCGUCCGCAAGACCUCGGCUGACGCCGUGUCGUUUACGGUCUGCAACGCCGGCCCGCCUGGCGCAGACUACCACCCUGCUGACAUUGUGGCACCGCGUGCUGUCGCCUCGCGGCACAUGGCCAUCACCGCCCUCAACGUUCCGACCCAGCGGCUGACCAACUCGGCCUUUUGGUUCCUAGCUUACCGCUCGCUUUUCCCGUUGGCGGCGCCGACGGCCGAGGCCGAUGCCCAAGCGACACCUCCCCUCCACCCUGCCGCCGUCCUCUACGAGCGCCUCAUCCCGGCGCUGAACAACAGGCCGUUUGCCGCGGUGGCCUCGUACGCCACUCAGCCGGCUACUCUCCUCCCUGCCCCGCGCGGCGCGGACGCGUCGUCGGCCCUCCUAGCCAAGGUUGCGCUCCUGGCCAUGGCGCCGCCCGACUCUGCGCCUGCCGUCGCCGUCGCGCUUGUCACUGCGCUGGCGGAGCAAGUCGCGCGCGAUGCCACCGCUACACCGCCGUCGUCUUCCGAGCUUGUCAUGAUCCGAGCUGUUCGUGCCGGCCUUGCACGCGCCGCGCUCGAUGCACCGUCGGAUGCCGCCGUCGCCGCUGUCGAGGCCCUCUCUGCGGCCAUUGAAGCGGCGUCGUCUCCGUCGCUCCCUACUCCGCUUCCGGCGCUUCCUGCGCCGCUUCCAGGCGUGGCCAAGACCUUCCCACUCCUCGACCGGCUGUUCGAGGCUGUCGACACGACUGCACUCGCUGGUGACGCCGCUGCGCCGCAAAUUCUCCGCCCAGUCGAACUCACCUCCGUCGCGUCGACUGUCAGCACGCCUGCCGAUGUUGCUGUCCUCCUUCGCAACGCUCUUGACGUCUGCACCCUCCUCGACAACCAAGCGGCCAUCAUCCGCAACACAUAUGCGCUUCGGGCCUCGCUCCUUGUCUCGGUCUUCACCUCGGUCAUCCCGCUUCCGCUCCCGCCGUCGUCAUCAGCCGCAGACCGGUGCUUCUGGCGAGCGCUUCCGAUCACCCGCGCGACCCAGAACGAGCUCCUUCGCCUUCUGGCGCUUCUCGCCCGCCACUUUGCUGCUGUCUCGCUCUCGCUCAAGCUUACCCGCUCGUUCGACGCAGCCCGCAUCAUCACCCUUGGCUGCAUCGCCGCCCUCGCCGACGCCAUCCUUCGCGUUCCGGCCGCCGACGUUGUCUCCCAGCUCUCACUCCACUACAACGGCACUGCGCCCGGUCCACUCGCACCAUUUGGCUUUACCAUGGGCCACUUUGCCGAAGAGUCCGAGACCAUGCGUCUCGUUGACCCGGCUCACGUCACCGCUCGCACCCAGCUCCUCGACUACUUUGACGACAUCGAGGCCCUUGUUGACCCGCUCGGCUCGGGUUCUCAUGUCAUCUUUGCCUACGAGCGGUCACGCGCCUUCUCGCCCGCCGAUGCGCUUUUCAUCGGCAACCUUGCGCUCCAGCUUGGCUUUGACGACGCGCCUGACAAGCGCCCGGCCUACCUCUCUGGCGAGGAUCCGCUUAUGGUCGACGUGUAUCCCGAGCUGAGCCACCUCCGCGACAUUGUCUUCACCUUUAAGCUGCUCAUGGCGCCUACCUCAUCCGCGCUCCCGCCGCUCAAGGCGUGGCGGCCGAACGACGCGGCGCUCUCAUUCUCGUACCAAAGUUCGGACGAAGUCUUUGUCGUCACCGGCUUUGAUGAAAAGCUCGACCCGGUUGUCACCGGCCCUACCUCGGGCGCCAAGCUCGUGGCCAAGCUCGGCGGCUUCUUUGGUGCUAAAGCCCGUGCCAAGGCCGAGCGCCUCGCGGGCAUUGCUUCCCGCGCUCCGCCCACCGGCUCGGACCCGUCUGUCCUUGCUGGCUCGCCCAUCACCUCCGAAGAAGACGUGCUGCACAUCCAGAACCUGCCCGACUUUGACAAGACGCUUGCGCCUGCCGAUGCCGAGCUCCUUCUCUCCUUCCUCACUGUCCCCUACAUUCGCAUCCCGCUUGUUAUCCGGUUCUUUGCCGACGACGCCCGCAUCCAGGCCCUGGCUUCCCCGCUGCUGCAGGACGUGCUGGACGCCACCCUCUUUGAGCCUGGCCUCUGGCUUGACACCAGCGACCGCGUUGCACCGGCAGUCAUUCCGUCGCCGACCAAGGACCAUCUGGCCACGCCGGCCGGCCUCCUCUUCAACGAGCUCCUCCACGCGCCGCACGUUCUCCUCCCGGCGCUCGAGUCGCUGCUGGAGCUUGCGCUCCAGCUCGACACCGGGCGCUACGUCGAGUCGUCGUCGUCGGUUAUCCUCUUUGUCAUCCGCCUCCUUGUCCGCGUCCAGUCGUACAUCCAGACGCUCCUCACCAACGCAGCCUGGCGCGAGUCUUCCGCCGACGCGCCCGCUGGCGUCGGCGGCGCUUCACACGUUCGCGGGCUCGAUCUCUCGCCCUCGGCUCGCACCGUUCUCGCCGACGCCGAGUCGCGCCUUGCCUUUGUCCUCACCCACAACGUUGUUGACAUCCUCGAGUCGUGGCGCAUCGAUGCCAUGUCGGGCAAGAGCCGCAACAUUUCGCGCGCUUGCAUCAUCAUGGCCCACAUCGGCUACAUUUUCAAGAACAUGCCCGACUGGCGCGAGCUCUCGUCGCGUGCUGUCUUUUGUCUCCUUGCCUCGCAGCUCUUCCUCAACGCUAACUACCGGUUCUCGCUCGAGGUCACCGCCACAGCUCCGUUUGUCGCUGUUGACCGUGACGACGAGAACGUGGCAUCGCUUGAGGCUGCAGUCGAGGCCGAUCUCGGCUUCCCGCAGAUUGAGAUGUUCCAGCUCUUCCAGAGCGCGCGCUCCAAGAUUCACGACUGGCUUCUGGCCCACCCGCUCGCCACCAACGCCAUCAUGGAGCAUCUCAUCAAGGUCAUGACUUUUGCCGGCUCGGUCACCGACCUUGUUGUUCCAGACUCGCCGGAUCACCCCGCCGCGCUCAACGCCCGCAACUGGCUUCCGCUUGACCGCGCCUGGUGUGCCGGCCGCUACGUGCCCGAACCCGAGCUCAUCCUCAUGUCCUCGACCGAGCCGACCGAUGGCGAGUUGUUCCGGGAUUGGCUCACCCGGGUCACCACCGCAGACAUUGCCACCGAGGUCAACGUCCAGCUCGGUGAGUUUACGCUCAAGAAGCGCCGCAUGAAGGUGCUUGACGACGAUGUCGGCGCCCAUCCCGACUUUGUUGCUGUCUUUGGCCGCUCUGCCCUCGGCGCUGCCCGCAUGCAAGUUGUCGAUGUCGAGCGCCGUGAUCACUGCGCAUGGAUGCGCUUGGUCGGCAUCCGCCACGACGUCUUUGUUUGGGAUGUCGACACCCGCGACGCCUACCCGCACCUCGGCCUCCGCCCGCUCUCCAAGCUCUCCGCUGCGGAGCACUGGCUCCGCGCCCUCGUCGAGCCGUUUGUGGCCAAGAACCUACCGGGCCUCAUCCCAUUUGUUGUGGAGACCUCGGAGACGCCGCUAGCCUCUGCCAACGAUGCCGUUGUCUCGGGCAUGCACGGCGAUACGCUCAAGGAGCUGUACGUCACCCGCUCACCACCAGCUAUCCAUGUCUUCAACGUGGCCGAGCACGGCCGCCGUCUCUUCCGCUCGCUUGUUGCAACGUCAUCGGCCCCGCUCUGCCUCGCCACUCUUGAGCCGAUCUCCUCGUACUCGGUCGGUACCCCCCAAGCACCCGAGAUCCGGACCCGCUCGCUUGUCAUCAAGCGCGGCCUUGGCGGCGACAUGGCGUGGGAGCAGUUUAUUCCUGCUCGCUACCUCCGCGGUGUCCUCCCGCACGCCCUCCUUGAGGGUCGUCUCUACUGGCAGGACGAUGCCACCCGCAUCAUCCGCGGCUAUCCGGACCCGCACUUUACCCCAGACGCGGCGACGUCGCCGUACCUUUCUGCACCAGACUUUGCCUCGACUCUCAUCGUCGUCUCACCCGCAGGCGGUGGCGAGCCAUCCCAGCUCGCCACCAUUGCGCGCGUGCCUGCUGUCACGCGCGGCGCCCGCCUUGUUGCUGCGCCAGACGCUCAGCCGGCGACGCUCUACAACCUGGCCACGACUCCUGCAUCAUCGCCGGCCCGCAAGCUCGCCGAGCUCUUUAUGCGCGCCGAGGACCUGGCUCACAUUCUUCCGUGGUCUAAGCCGGGAGCUCCCGACGAGCUCGGCUGUGUUGAGCUCCCGCGGCUCGGCCUUUCGUUUGUGGUCGACUCCGCCGGUCGCCUCGCCUCGGCGGAGCAUGCCGGCUACCAUCUUGCUGGGCCUGACGAGCUUGCCACUGCCGAAGCUUGGCUUGAUCCGCUCCUCCACGGCCUUCCGGCCUCACUUGUCCUCGUUAAUGACUACGCGCAGUACGCCAUUCUUGUCCCGGCCCUCACCCAGCCGCUCAAGAAGCCCGGAGCAAGUCUCUUCCGCACCGCGCUCAUCCUCAACCGCUCGAAUGCUCGGUGGCACGCGGCGGUCGGCGACGUUAAGCACUACCUCUACACUGUUCAUGACUCGCAUGCAUUCGUCAUUCCACCCACGCUCUCGGCCUCGCUCUACCUCUUGCUCUGGCGGUUCAUUGCUCGGCGCUAUGCCGACGUUGUUGCCAUGGCAGAGUCCAUUGUCACCGACACUGAGCUCUCGGCAGAGGAGGCACAGAUCUUUGCCUCGCUCGCUGUUGUUGCCGACGACGUCUCGCCUGCUGCCCACGCCGCUCGGGUCAAGAUUGGCCUGGCCACUCUUGCGGCGCGUCCCACCAUGCCGCUUCCAUUCGAUUUUGCCUCUGAGCUCGAGGCCUACCUUUGCUGGCGCGACUACGUUCCCGCCGCCGCUCGGCUCUCGAUGGCCGAAGAGCUUGAGUGUCUCGAAGCUGUCGGCUCGGCGCUUGACCACCACUACUUUGUCUUCAACACUCGCGUUCUCAACGAGGCCUUUACCGCCUUUGCGCCACAUGGUCUCCCGACAGUCCGCCGUGCCUCGCUCUGCUUCGAGACCCUUCCAGUCGACGACUCGGCUGCCCAGAGCUCUUCAAAGUUCAAGCUUCUUAACCGCUCGCUGCCGUUCUACGAGCGACCGGCCGACGAGUACAAGUCAGGCACACCGGCGAUGGAGCUUGUCGCUUCGGCCCUCGACGUUGGCGACGUUCGCCUCACCGGUCCGCUUGGCUUCCUCUUCCUCUACGAGCUCCUCACCUCGUCGCUCGGCAUUCGUCUUCUCCUCCGCGACGACGCCGGCUACACACUCGGCUACUUUCUCCUUCGCCUCCUGCCCGAUGACGUUUUUGCCGAGCCUUCUAACCUCCGCUCGAUCCUGCAGCUUCUCUCGUGGCACCCGCAGCUUGCCACUGCCGAUCGCGACCUAUUCCCGCACUAUCCGGUCGUGCUCGCCGCCAAGCAGUCGAGAUUCUUCAAGAAGGGUGGCGCAGGCAUUCGCCUGCUCAAGGCUGUUCACUCGGCGGUCUCGUCCCGUUGGUCGGAGCUCGACGUCUCGGCCGCCGUCGCCGAAGCUGUCGCCGAUGCUCCGCGCCAGGCGCCAAUGGCCUUUGAAGUUGGCCCUGUCACCCAAGACUACCUCUCGAGCAACGGCCUUCUUGCGCCGCGGGUGGUGAACACAGGGUGCGCGCUCCGCCGGCUCCGCCCGCUUGACGCGCAUGCCGAUCGCUUCCCCGCCCUGGUGACACUCUCGCCGGACGACGUCGCUGCCUUUGCUGGCAACCCGCUCGCGCCGCUUGGCCUCGACUUGUACGUCGAGACCAAGUCUGCAGACAAGCAGCUCUCUGCUGAACUUCCAUUUGAUGUCUCGCGCCACCCGGCGUCGAAGGCGCCCAUUGCGGUUGCCAUGCUCGAGCGCCUCACGGCUGACGUUGCCGCGCAUGCUGCGGCAACGAACGCUGCGCUGCCGCCGUCGAUCCGUGUCUGUGACACCACGUCGGUCUCGGAGCUGGCCUCAAAGCUGGAAGCGCUGCUUGCUGCUGACCGGGCGCGCGCUGCCGCCACCAUUUCUGCGGUUAUGGAGCUCGUCAAUGGCGGGACUGCCCAGACGCUUGCUGCGCGGUUGAGUCUUGCCGCCGGCAUCGUCCCGCGCCUCUCGUUUGAGAUGCUUGUCGCGUGGCUGCUCUCGCCGCAAGGCAUGUCCUCGCUCAGCGUCUACCACCCAUGGUUUGACGACCUCUCGCUUGCAUCGGCGCUCGAGCUCGUUCUUGUCUCGGCCCUCCUUGUGGUCAACCGCAUUGCAGCAGCGACGCGGGCGCUCUCUCUGGCGCGCGACCUUCUCGGCCUCCUCGCACCGGGCUCCAGCGCGUCGCCGUCGGCUGUCUCUCUCAAAGCCAACGAGCUGGCGGCGGCGCUCUCGGCCUCACGCCACUACAUGAAGGUGGGCGACCGCGGCGUGACGUAUGAUCCGCGCUUUCUCAUUUUUGAGUUCUCGUCGAGCCUUCUCCUCCGCGCGGCGCAGGUUACGCUUGUCGGCAAGUUUAUGGGCUCGGUCGAGUCGGGUAGCUCGCUUUGCCACCAGAUGAUCAUGGGCGCUGGCAAGACGACGGUUGUCGCGCCGCUUCUUGCGCUCAUGCUCACGGCCUCGCCCAAGCUAGUCGUUCAGGUUGUUCCGGCGGCGCUCCUGCCGUUCUCGCGGUCGGUGAUGCGCGAAAAGUUCUCGUCUCUCAUUCGCAAACCUGUGUACACCUUUGAGUUCUCGCGGUCGUCCGAGGUCGACGCGUCGCUGCUUGCCAAGCUCCGCAAGGCGCGGGCGUCUGGCGCGGUAGUCAUUGCCUCGCCCACCGCCAUCAAGUCGUUUGCCAUCAAGUUUGUGGAGAUUGUACACAUUCUCGAGUCGGAACAGACGCGGUCGUCCGAGGACGCCGCCAUUCCGCGUGGGCUCAUUGCUCGGCUCAAGCGCAAGAUUACCGAGUCAUCGGCGAGCAACACACCGCUCCUUGACGCGCUCCGUGCGCAGGCAACGCUAUGUGUCUCCAUUUUGGAGAUGUUUGAGGACGGCUCGCUGAUGCUGGACGAAGUCGAUCUCUUGCUCCAUCCGCUCAAGUCUGAGCUCAACUGGCCGAUGGGGCCAAAGGAUCCGCUUGACUUUACCGCGCAUGGUCUCCGCUGGGCUGUGCCGUGGCACCUCCUCGACGCAGUCUCGCCGCGGGCCAUGACUGUCGAUGCGCAGGACUCGACGUUUGCGCUCUCGACGCUCGAGCAGAUUGACGCGGUCCUUGACGCUGGCUCGCGACUGCAGGCGCUGCAGAUGACGCCGCAUCUUGUGCUCCUCGACAAGGGCUACUACCACGACGCCAUCAAGCCGCUUCUUGCGCAGUGGAUGCUGGUGUUCUUUGCGGACAAGAAGAUGCCCAAGGCUGUGGCCCGCUCCUCAAUCCACGAGUACCUGUUGCAUGGGCCUGUGGCCGCGCCGGACGCCGCCGCCGCCAUCGCCGCCCACAUGAAUGACGGGCAAAUUCGCCUCCUCAAUCUCUCGUACUCUUGGCUCAACUGUUUCAUGCCGCAUGUUCUCUCCAAGAUCAACCGGGUCAAGUACGGGCUGCUCUCACCGCUGGCGCUCUCGAUGGCGCUGGCGCGCGAUCCGGCCAUGCCUGAGGCGCGCAAGCUCCUUGCGGUGCCGUACAUCGGCAAGGAUGUGCCGUCGCCGGCUUCGGAGUUUUCGCACCCGGACGUGGUGCUGGGCCUCACCAUUCUCGCCUAUCGUUAUGAGGGCAUCCGGCCGUCUGACUUUGCCGCCGUCAUGUCCCAGCUCAAAAAGGACAUGGCUGCCGAGUCUGGCCCGUACGAGAAGCGAGUUGCGUGUGCCACGUAUCAGACCUGGGUUGAGCGUGCUGGCGGCGCUGUCCGCGGCUCUGCCAAGUGGCGCGCCCUCAACCGGAAGGUCAUUGCCGAGUCGGCCAAGGCCUCGUCCCGAGCGCACGACGCGUUUGGCACAAGCCAAGACAAAGGCAAGGCUGAGACGGAUGCCACCGACGCCACGGCUGCUGCAGCUGUUGCUGACGCUGCGUCGUCGUCCGACGACGAGCUCGACAGUGACUCCCUUCUUGCUGCUGUCCAGGCGGCGCAGAUCAACAUGGCUGCGCUGGAGCCAUCGCCGGCCACAUCGUCACCGCCGGCCGCAACAGGCGAUGCUGCCGGCGAGCUCGAGCUCGACGCUAUUGAGGGCCUCGACCUUGCUGCGACGCUCAAGGCGGCGUCGAUGGAGGUGAGGAUGGGCGGGGUGCGCGAGGCCGGCGAGGUCGGUGCGCUUGUGGCGGUCUCGCCGCUCGUGGCCGCGGCCAAGGCGCUCGAUGCUGCCGGAGACGGGCCCAAGUACCUCUCGCCGUACGACGACGUGUGGGCGUUGCAGAUUCUCAACACUCGCGACGCGGAGCAGAUGCAUGUGCUGUACAAGUUGCUCUCAUCGUCGCCGCACCUCAUCCAGUGGUACCUGUUCGAGAUGGUGUUCCCCAAGACGAUGGAGUUCCAGACGCUCAAGCUCACAGCCUCGGGCCAGGAGCUUGGUGGUGAUCUGCUGUUUGCGACGCGGCUCGGAUUCUCGGGCACGCCGUCGGACUUGCUGCCUGUCGAGUUUGGCAAGUGCGCGUUUGAGACCGGCGACGACGGCAAGAUGAUUUCGACGCUCACGUCACCGUCGAUUGUGUCUGCGCAUGCUGUGGCCAAAGGCUGGUGCGCGACGAGCCUUUUGGACGAGAUUGCCCAGUCGGAGGCCGGCUUCUCGGCGCUCAUUGACACUGGGGCGCUCAUCACGGGGCUGACGAACGAGGAAGUGGCGCGGUACCUGCUUGACGCUGGACUUCCCGACAUGGAUGGAGUGGUGUUCCUUGACGAGCUCGACCGCAAGAUGAUUCUUGUUCGCUCGGGUUACAAGGUCAUGAAGCUGGAGCAGUGCGGAAUUGCCAAGUCGAAGCGGUUCUCGUUCUACGACCAGAUCCACACGACCGGGAUGGACAUCAAGCAGAGCUACACGGCGUCUGCGGUGCUCACGCUCGGUAAGGACAUGACGUUCCGUGACUACGCGCAAGGCGCAUACCGGAUGCGUGGCAUUGGCAAGGGCCAGACGCUCGUCCUCUACGUCAUUCCCGAGGUGCUGCGGCUGAUCGAGAUCGAGGUGGCGAUCGGUGACCCGAGCCGGGCCGAGGUCGACAUGGCCUCGCCAGGCUUCCUCAACGACGUCACGGCGUGGCUGACCAUCAACUCGAUGAAGGCGGAGAAGCUGCAGGCCUCGCUCCUUCGCGAGCAGAACCUGGCUAACGUCUGGCGAAAGCACGCGUACCGUCAGCUGGAGGUUAUUCUUGCGCCAGAGCACACGCCACACCUGUCGCUUGCUUCGGAUGGCGGCGGCCCGUCGCUCCGCGACUGCGUCGACGUCUUCCGCGAGCGUAUUGACAUGGCGGUGGACAAUACGGUGCCAAGUGCGAGCUCGGACGGGCUAGCGCGGUUGGAGGCUCUCGCGGCGUCGCGGGCCGUCUUUGUGGUCACGCCGGAGGAGAAGGCUGUGGUCGAGGCCGUCCUCCACCCGCACGUUGCCGUGGCCGGCUCCGAGUCUGAGGCCGAGUCCGAGGUUGACGAGGACGAUGCGGCGGCACGAGCAUUUACCUCUGAGAUGGUCCAAGAGCAAGAACAGGAGCAAGAGCAAGAACAGGAGCAGGAGCAGGAGCAGGAGAUGGAGAUCGAGCAGGAGCAGGAGGCGAUUGCGGUGAUGGAGCCUGUCAAGCGCAACUACUAUCGCAAGGCGCCCAAGGCCAAGUCGUGGCGGCUGGAUCGGCUGUGCAAGGCGCCGGGCGGUCCGUUCUACCCGCUCUCUCAGCUGCGGGUCAAGACGCCCGAGGGCCAGUCGCCAGAGCUCAACUUUCCAUCUGCGAUGCAUGUGUCGACGAACCACUACGCACCCAAGUGGGGCGUGUCGUCCAAGUACCGGCGGCUCAAGAACGUGACGGUGCUUGUUGAGUACAUACCAGAUGUUGCGGCGCUGGUGCCUGCGGCGAGCCUGGAGCCUGUGCCGGACUCGCACCCGCUGACCGAGGAGCAGUUGGCCAAGCUGCGGUCGGCGUUUGGCAUGUUCGACAUCAACUCAGACGAGUGCCUCAACGAGGUCGAAAUGAGGUAUGUGCUCAAGUCACUGGACAUGGAUGUAUUCCCCAAGCCACACGCACCGGGCUCGAUCUUUGGCGGAGCCGGCGAAGGCAACGCUGACGCCGGGUACGACUCUGACGACUCUGACGCCGAGUACGAGGCGCAGCGCGAGAGCCUGGCGGCGUCGCUGUCGGCAGCGUUCCGGGCGAUGGACCGCAACAACAACGGAGUUGUAGACAUCGACGAGAUGAUCGAGGCAAUGGCGUCGCACUCGUUCUAUGGGGCGCAGGACGGGCGGUACUACGUGGCAGUCACGCUCGAAGAGGCGCAGGACAUCCGUGGGUGGCUCCACCUCCGGCAGGCUGCGGGCUCGCUGUUUGAUGGGAUGGUGUUUGAUGGCGUGGAGGACUCUGGGGCGCGCGGGUCGAGCUCGUCGGCAAGCGACACCGAGUGGUCUUCGCUCGACGAGGACGACGUUGCAACCGGCGGCGAGCGGACCGCCGUGGCGCUCCGGUUUGGCGAUGUGGUGCUGGACGCGUCAGAGCUGUACUCCCCCGGCCCACAGUACGCGACGCAGGGCGUGGUGGAUGCCUACCGGUGGUUCAAUUCUGAGAUGCACUUUAAGUCGAAGCGGGCGAACGUGCUCCUUCGGCUGCUGCAGCACAACAGCGUCGAGGUACGGACCGAGUACUUUGCGGCGGUGCGGAGCCUUCGGCGGCGGUGGCAGGGCACGCUCGCAGGCAAGGCUGUGGAGCGCGUCCUUGUCACAGCAGACGAGUACGACAUGCUUCGGCACCGGGCGGCGGUGGAGCGGUUCCGUGCGCUCCUCCGAUCGCGCGGCCUGUACCUGCAGGACGCGUUUCAGCUGUUUGAUCACGACGGCGACGCGUUCCUCAACCCGGAGGAGCUGUACGGCGGCAUCGAGUGGCUCGGGAUCAACAUGAGCCCGGAGCAGGUCCGCGAGCUAGUGUCCGAGAUCGACCAGAACGCCGACGGCGAGAUCACGUGGAAGGAGUUCCGGGCAGCAUUCCACGACUCGGACGAAUCGGACUGGGCGGUAACGGUCUUGGCCGACGACCUCACCGACGCGGUGGUGGUGCCGAAGAGCCUGAUGGAGAGCGGAGCGGACGGCGAGGCACAGGCCGUCGAGGCCACCAUGGUCGAUCGUUCCGUCCUCCUCAAGACCAAGGUUAAGACGCUCGAAGUGGACGACUUUGUCAAAGUGUGGACGUCGCAGGGGACGGGCUCGCGAUCGUUGGUCUCGCUUUGGCUCCCGGACGUGCAGCAUUCGGGGCUGGGUAAGGUCUUCCACGCGCGGCGGGUUGGGGUCUGCCUCGGCAUGUACGGCUCCGACUCGUACAAGGCGCCGAGCAAGGACUCGCUCGGCAAGCGGCUGACGGUUCAUCUCAAGGACAAGGCUGCAUCGCGGCUGACCGGCUCCAAGAACCUCGACCGGGUCCUCGCCGAGUUCUUCCCGCACCCGAUCCGGUUCCAUGAGGUGUGGCGGCAGCUCCGCGGAGCCGAGCCAGUGUAUGUGUGGGAGGCCAUGCCGCCGAGCGAUGGCUACGUCGCGCUGGGAAUGGUGGCGACCAAGACGCCCGAGCCACCGGCGCUCGACUCGAUGCGGUGCAUCCUACGAAGCCUGGUGGUGCCGGCGGCGUCACCGCCGAGCCAGCUGUGGUCCGAUGAGGGAACCGGCGGCGGCGCCGGCUCGUUCUGGAUCGUCAACAAGCUCGGCCACGUCCAUGUGGUGGCCGGCCUCGAGCCACCGACCGGCGAGUUCUGGGAAAUCCGCGAUGACUCGGGCUUCCUCCUCACCCAGGCCGACAUUCAGACGGCCGAGGACGAGCUUAUGGCCGACGCGUGGUAA
Molecule: messenger RNA, 12795 nt
Organism: Thecamonas trahens ATCC 50062
Lineage: Eukaryota; Apusomonadida; Apusomonadidae
Exons: 2
Coding region: 1-12795 (4264 amino acids)
Biological process (GO): protein deubiquitination involved in ubiquitin-dependent protein catabolic process
Cellular component (GO): nucleus; cytoplasm
Molecular function (GO): calcium ion binding; cysteine-type deubiquitinase activity; K63-linked polyubiquitin modification-dependent protein binding
Source: RefSeq, a predicted model, not a curated record